GGGACUACUUCCUUAUUCAGUCGGUUUUACUCUUGUGGAUCGACAUGGGUCGCAAUUCACAAUGUUUCGACCAUCAUUUGAUCUCCAAAUGGCGUUCUUUCUCCUCGUUCCUUGGUCCUUUCAUCCAUACGACGAAACGAGGGGUAUGGACCCAGCUCGCUGGAGAACAAAGCUUGCAAGCUCGGCUUCUUGACCAUAUCCUUCGCUCAUUCGUCAUCGAAACCGUCAAUCUAUCACGGAUACUUGGCAUAGCCCAGCGAGCCAUUAACCAUGGGUACUGACUCUCUCUUCUCGACCCCGCGUCAUGGCAGCCGAUUACGGGUCCGGGAAAUAAAAUAUUAGGGGGUAGUUCCGGACAUGCUCAUUACAAGGAAGAACAUUUGUCUCCCUCAACUCUACCUAGGUAGACUUCAUCUGAACGACGGAGUACCUCGAUCACGUAUCACUUCUCUGGACUGGCUGGCAGCUCCGGACAACCGACAAUGGCAUCCUCCAAUACCGCACAACUCCUCGCCCAGGCCUCAGUGCCUGCCUUCAAGUGUCCUACGGGCACGAAGAUGCAUUUUCUGGAUCUAGGAACGUUGCAAGCUGAUGAAGGAUGGCUCCUCCGAGGCCAAAAUACCAGUACUCUGAGCAAUAAGAACCCCGAGAGCAAGCGAAGGGAUCUAAUCGUCCUGGCCGCUUUGAUCGAACUUCCUGGCUUUGGAUGUAUCCUGUACGAGACGGGCUGUGCUGAGGAUCUAGAAGUCGCCUGGGGCGCACCACUUACCGAUGUCUUCCCUCGAACCGAGUAUAGUGAUAACCAGAAGCUGCCCAACGCCAUCAAAGCAACAGGAAACGACAUCAAGGACGUGAAAGCGGUCAUUAUCGGCCACUUGCAUCUCGAUCAUGCGGGCGGGCUGGAGCACUUCAUGGGCACCGACGUGCCGAUCUACGUCCAUGAAGAGGAAUUCAAGCACGCCUGCUGGGCGGUCGCUACUGGUGCUGACUUGGGUGUCUAUCUACCUGGAUAUAUGGACUUGAAAGGGCAGCUCAAAUGGAACACCUUCAGCGAGGACCAUCUGGACCUGUUUCAGGGCAUCACGUUGCACCAUUCUCCCGGCCAUACCCCGGGGCUCGUGAUCAUGCAAGUCAACCUGGAGAAGUCGGGUACAUGGAUCUGGACCACCGAUCAGUUCCAUAUCGCGGAAAAUUAUGAGUUGAGUCAUCCACAUGGCUGGCUGGCGAGAGACCAUAACGCAUGGAUUCAUAGCUUGAAGAUGAUCCAACGGUUGCAGAGGUUGUUCGAUGCGAAGUUGGUGUUUGGGCAUGACAAGGAGGUUGCGGCCAAGUUCAUGGGGAAGAGCUAUGAGUAAGAUUGCCCUCUAAUGCGCGACCGUGAUGGAUGCACGGGACAUGGCCAUAAUUUAUCAUAGCAAUCAAUGUAGAGAUAGCCGUGGCUUUGGGGAUAUGUGAUGAAACCCAUCUGCAGAUA
Molecule: messenger RNA, 1474 nt
Organism: Exophiala xenobiotica
Lineage: Eukaryota; Fungi; Ascomycota; Eurotiomycetes; Chaetothyriales; Herpotrichiellaceae
Exons: 3
Coding region: 483-1355 (290 amino acids)
Source: RefSeq, a predicted model, not a curated record